CUGAUCUGCUCUCUCCCUCCACACACCAACCAGCUGUGGACCUCAGCAGUAGACGUCUGUAUUCAGAAUGGCAAAGAAGGUGUUGAUCGUGUUUGCCCACCAGAGCUCUGAAUCAUUCAACUCUGCUGCCAAAGAUGCUGCUAAGGAAGUUUUAGCAGAUCAGGGCUGCACGGUGGAAGUAUCAGACCUUUACGCCAUGAAGUUCAAAGCCACUGCUACUGCUGAGGACAUCACCGGAGACGUGAAGAACGCCGCUCACUUCCGUUAUGCUGAGGAGACCAAGCUGGCAUGGGAGGAAGGAAAGCUGUGUGCAGACAUCACUGAGGAACAACGCAAACUCACUGAGGCCGACCUCAUCAUCUUCCAGUUCCCCAUGUACUGGUUCACUGUUCCUGCCAUCAUGAAGGGCUGGAUGGACCGGGUGCUCACACUGGGCUAUGCCUACUCUGAAGAGAGGAGAUACAGCCAGGGCAUCUUCAAGGACAAGAAAGCCAUGCUGUCCUUCACCACUGGGUCUCAGGAGUCCAUGUUUAGUGCCGAUGGUGUUAAUGGAGACAUGAACGUCACACUAUGGCCUCUACAGAAUGGCAUCCUGCACUACUGUGGCUUCCAGGUUCUGGCCCCUCAGAUCUUCUGGGCUCCCUCUCGUCUCCCCUCCGAGGCACGCAGCACCUUGCUGGAGGGAUGGCGUACACGACUGCAGGGCGUCCUGGCAGAGAAGCCCCUUUCCUUCACUCCCUUGGACUGCUUUGACGGGGAGAAGGGUUUCCAGCUGAAGCCUGAGUUCCAGGAGAAAAAUGCCACCAAGGAGUACGGUCUGACUGUUGGGAUCCACCUGGGAAAAGCUCUACCACCCAACAGCCAGAUGAAGGCUGGAGUCUGAGCACAUGAAGGCUGCUGUAUUUUAUUAAACCGAAAUAAAGGCUAAACUAUUA
Pungitius pungitius (ninespine stickleback) is the source of this 935-nucleotide messenger RNA. RefSeq names its product ribosyldihydronicotinamide dehydrogenase [quinone]-like. NCBI's taxonomy places the organism in Eukaryota, Metazoa, Chordata, Actinopteri, Perciformes, Gasterosteidae. Gene Ontology annotation, cellular component: cytosol. Bases 68 to 883 code for a protein of 271 amino acids. The record is from RefSeq and is a predicted model, not a curated record. The transcript is spliced from 6 exons. Gene Ontology annotation, molecular function: NAD(P)H dehydrogenase (quinone) activity.